AAUAUGCAAAAGUUUAAGACAGAUUAACAGGUUUUCAGGAAACUUUGGCCGUUUAUAUUUGACAAAGGACAAAGUAGUGAAAGCGCUACGGCCUUAUGAGCUUUUUCAAUGGGAAGGGUAGGGCAUUUUUCUUCGGAAAUUUCACAGAAAGGAAGUCUUUUUGAAGUGAAAUGGAGUGAAAAAUACAACAUAUUGAGUGUAAUUAGCGAAACAGUAUAUCAUUCAUGUAUAACGAUGUCUUCUCUUAUUAAAAAUCGGUCAAAAGCAACUAUAAUGACCCUAGAUGAACUCUCCUGUAACACAAGGAAAGGGAUUACUUUUACGAAAUUAUGAAAAUUAUCUUCUCUUUCUAAAGCAUAAAUGCUUUCGGAUGAAAAGUAAGUUGUUUGUUUCUUGCUACUGUCGUCAAUUACUCUCAGUGAUAGGAAGGAACAAUUUAGAAUGAAUUAGUAACAAUUAUGUGAAUGCCGAGACAUAUAUAAAUUCGGGAAGUACUUCUCAAUGUCCCUGAAUCUAUCUUCUAACUCUUCUAUUUAAUCGUACUUCGUUCAAUCAUAGUUUACUCCUAUACCUGAGAAGAUUUAAAUUCUUCGUUCAAAUAGAGUGCUGCUGACAACUUCUGAAGAAAACACUCUGUUCUACAAACAUAAGUAGUUCAUUAAAACAAUCCUCUUCCGAGCAGAUCGGAUAUCUCGAGAGUUUUCUUUCAAGAGCCGUCGAAAAACAAUCACAAAUCGCUAAUUUAAUAUAUACUAAAAGCACCUAUAAAAUCUUCUCAUGGGAACUUACAAUUUUGUAAAUUCUAUAACUACGACAAGGAGCUCAGUUCACCUGUUCUGUUUUGUUUACAAAAUUGUAAACAAUCAAUUUGACAUGUUGUUACCCUCGGCAGGUAACAUAAAUUAACGGAGUCUUGUUUACUCGGUAAAUGGGAU
Schizosaccharomyces octosporus yFS286 is the source of this 935-nucleotide messenger RNA. RefSeq lists its product as uncharacterized. The record is from RefSeq and is a predicted model, not a curated record. The transcript has a single exon. Lineage: Eukaryota; Fungi; Ascomycota; Schizosaccharomycetes; Schizosaccharomycetales; Schizosaccharomycetaceae. Bases 109 to 333 code for a protein of 74 amino acids.